AUGGAAGGGCACGAAACAAAUGAAAAUUCUUUCACUAUAAAUAGUGAUGCUUCGAACUUUGUUCCACCGGUAGCUCAAUCAACACCCGCUGAACCAGCCAAGAAAAAAGCAAGGUUUGGUUCGAAUGUGAAGGUGCUGAAAACAUCUGGUAUCACGCCUAUGCCUUGUUACGAAGGCAUGACUGAUGAAGAGCUGAAGCGUGAGUUAUCCAAGUUUGGCCUGAAACCUAUGGGUAGGAAACGUGCAGUAAAUAUGCUUAGGCGCAUUUAUGAUGAAGUACAUCCAGUGAUUGACCCUGGCACUCCAACAGCUCGACCAUUGCUCUCAGAAAAUAAGGCUGGGACUUCGCCCCAAAAAGGGGGAAAAAAGAAGAAGGCUAGGGACAAGGCUUUGACUACCAUAUCCGAAGAUACUGCUGCUGCGAGUUUGCCAACGUCAUCCGCAGAAAAUGAUGCGGCACAUGAAGAAGAUUCAGUGGAUGGUGAGUUGUCUUUGUUUUAUCUUCGUUGUUUUCUCUAUCCACUUACGUCAACUACAGUGGCUGGUCUGGCGGUCCGAGAGUUUAUUCUAAAGAGCAUUGAUUGCGUGGAAGUUUCUUGAAG
Messenger RNA from Cylicostephanus goldi, 602 nucleotides. The record is from the annotation of a GenBank genome assembly. Lineage: Eukaryota; Metazoa; Nematoda; Chromadorea; Rhabditida; Strongylidae.